UGUAACUAGAGGUCGGUCAUCAGCUCGUCACCAAACAUUAACUCUUUCUUGGUAUAUGAUGAGUCCGUUGGCAGUGCGAUGCUAUCUGCCAUAUAUACAUCUGGCUAACUACAGGAGCUAUCGUUAACUGGCUCUAGGAAAUCCUAUAACAAUCAAAAUAUGUCACACUUUCUGCGAGGCAAGCAGUCCGGUAUUCAUGGCGAUUUAAGCGCAGGCCUGGCCCCGGAGCAUUUCGUGUUUGAUGAUGUCGCCAGGUACGGCAUAAACUCUCGGAUUAGCGCCCUUGCUUACGAUCCUGUUCAGUCACUGCUUGCUGUCGGGACGAGCGAAACACAAUAUGGGAGCGGACAAAUCUAUAUAUUCGGACAGGAGAGAGUGUCUGCAGUAUUCACGCUCCCACGCAAGGCUUCUGUUAAUAUACUUCAAUUCUGCACCGAUAAAAUUGUUUCCGUAGACUCAAAACAUGAGCUUUGCGUAUUUUCUCUUGAGAAACGGACGAAGCUUGCCGCUUAUACCCCGCCAGGCCAUGUUACCGCGCUCUUGACGGAUCCGAGCUUGGAGUAUGCUUUUAUAGGGUUACAAAGCGGUGAACUGGUUACGUACGACCUCGACCGCCUCAUGAUAGCCCCCUUCAGACUCCCCAAUCUAUGGAAAGAGCGAAAUCCUCGGUCCAGGCUUUUGCCGAUAGUAUCUCUGGCUUUCCAUCCUCGGGACAUCGGAAAGCUUCUAAUCGGAUAUUUAGAAGGAGCUGUAACUUUCUCGAUUAAAAUGAAUGUUCCCACCAAAUAUUUCCAGUAUGAGGUUCCACCUGGUGCUCCUGGUGGAGACUCGGAUCCGUCAUCCUCUCGAGAGGUGCGAAGACCUAGACUUACAAAAGCUGUCUGGCAUCCUACGGGAACUUUUAUCCUAACAGCUCAUGAUGACUCGAGCCUUGUCUUUUGGGACCCCAAGGAUGGAAGAAUUGUUAUGGCUAGGACGUUAGUAGACGUUGACGUUAACAAACCAGGGACAGUGGCAUCGCCAAGUUCCCCGGCGGGAACUUACUCUUUAAAGGAGCCAAUAUUCCAGGUAGCAUGGUGCUGCAAGGAGAAUCCUGAUGAUACUGGCUUGUUAAUAGCUGGCGGCGAGUCAACAACAGAAGUGAAUAAACACUUGACAUUUUUUGACCUCGGACCAACACCAAACUACCAGACCUCUUCAUGGCAAGUCCUCUCAAACCAUCUUGCGAAACCCAGACGCGAAAGCAAACUACAAACACCUCCAGCUGCCGAAGUUGUCGAUUUUGUGCUCAUUCCUCGCUCAUCCCCCUUUUUUGCGAAUGCGCAGGAUCCCAUUGCUGUGAUCGCGCUGCUCUCCUCAGGGGAACUUGUUACUCUUAGCUUCCCCAGCGGCCACCCAAUUUCUCCCACAAAUAUGCUCCAUUUGUCAUUAUCCUUUGUUCACCCAUUUGUCAACAAAAUCGCUUUAUCAUAUGUUGACCGCACGAGAUGGUUAGGGUGGAGGGAGAAACGAGCCCAUGGACCAAACAUUGUGAUUGGAGGUGCACCGGCAAAAAAGCCGAUGAAACGGUAUGAGAAUCGGGAUAUUGUCCAAACGGCUCACGCUGAUGGCGUCGUUCGCAUGUGGGAUUCGGGUCAUGAUGAUAAUAUUGAAAAUCCCACUACAAUCCAAGUCGAUCUUGCGCGUGCUGUAGGUCGUUUCCACAACAUCGAAGUAUCUGCGAUGUCGUUGGCAGGGGCUGCAGGUGAAUUCUCAGUCGGCAUGAAGAGUGGUGAAGUGGCUAUUUUCAAAUGGGGCCGUAAUCCGAAUGCGGGGCGGGAUUUACCCUUAGGAGAAAACGACGGCCCAGGACAGCUGACUGAUAUCUCUCACAGAGCUGAUCCAGGGCUAAAAGAAGGCUUCCUUCCUCUAGUUUUGUUGAACCAAGGCCAAGGGCCUGUUACUGCUCUUGAUCAUAGCGAUGUUGGCUUCAUUUGCGUUGGAUUCCAGUCGGGCAGUCUUGCGAUCAUCGACUUAAGGGGCCCGUCGGUAAUAUUUACAGCAAAGGCUUCUGAUUUUGCUAGGCCACAGAAACGCCUGAGUAUUAGAAAAAGCCAUCAUUCCGCAUCAGAGGCGUCCCCCGAGUGGUCUACGUGUAUUAAGUUCUCAAUUAUGACUUUGGAAGGAGACGAUUAUUCUAGCAUUCUCUGUCUCGUUGGGACUAGCAAAGGAAACCUUGCAACAUUCAAAAUCCUACCAUCAGGAGGAACAUACACCGUCUCUUUCGCCGGUUCCCGAAGUGUGGACGAUAGAGUAUUGUCUAUUUGCCCUAUCAGCGCCGAAACCGGGGUCCCUGCUCUAGCCACUCAGGAAGGUGUUGCCAACUUGAGAAAUGGAUAUCGGGUGAAUGGAGUUGUAAUUGCUGUAACUCCUUCUGGCUGUCGAAUGUUUAAGCCUUCUAGCGCGAAGGGCGCCGAGAAAGAUUGGGAUGACUUCUUGUGCGACUAUGCAACAGUAGUUAGGGCUGAAGAGAGGUCUUCGCUUGUUGGUGUGUUUGGUGAUGGCAAGGCGAGGGCAUAUUCAAUUCCAGCUUUGAAAGAAAUUUCUUCUUCUCCGAUUGAUAAAAUUCUGGACAUGAGAAGGGUGGGGGAAGCAGUUAUUUCACCUUCUGGAGAUGUAAUAGGCUGGACUGGGCCCUCAGAACUUGCCAUGUUGAGUCUUUGGGGUGCUGGAUCACCUUUACGCCGGUGCGAUGACGCGAUAUAUAACCCUGCGCUUUCUGCACCUUCUCGCCCAACGAUUUCGAAUCUACAAUGGAUAUCAGGGACACAGUAUGUGACACCGGCUGAUAUGGAUUUGUUAAUCGGAGGUCCCGAUCGACCUCCGUCGAAACAUAUGAUCGAACAAAUGCGACAAGAGGAGAUGUCCCGCCAAUCAGAGCUUCGCGGGUCGCCGCAGGGUAGUAGUGGUAAUGCCUCGCAGACGCGAGGAGAGGAGGGCUACUGGGCAUAUAUGCAGCGCCAGGUGCAGCAGAGGACAGAGAAUCUUAAUAUUAUGGGCGAUUCGAUAGAUCGGUUAGAGGAAACUAGUAGUGGCUGGGCGGAUGAUGUGAAUAAAUACGUCAAGAAUCAGAAGAAGAAAGCGGUGUUGGGUGUUAUUGGUUCUAAAUUCGGAUUUUAGAGGAUUGGAUUUUUUUUGGGUGCGGAUAUACAGGUUCAUGCGCGUUUUUAUACAGUUACCGCUAACUGCAACAGUUGAUCUGUUCCUUCGAAGGGUACACUAGGUGCUGGUUUGCCAUGCGGUUGCGUUUUUCUCUUCUGUAUGCUUUAUGACGUUACCACGGGUUGCAAGAACGAAACUAAAUAGAUAGUGUUUUCUACGGUACCAAGGCUGGUUACGUGAAAAUAUUAAGGACAAACCUUAGUGUAUUGUUAUACUAGUUGCUAAAUGUCUUGCUUCAAGCUGCUAGAAUUUCCCAGGGGGUUGGAACCCCCGGGGCCGGGGGCGAGGGGACAAAGAAAGAAGAAAAAAGAGAAUUAAGAUAUAAAUUCAUAUUGAUCCAUCAGCUGCUUCGCAGACGUCGGGGUGGAAGACGCAAGCGUUGCACGCGCGAUAUCUUUGCUCUUCUUAUGUUUAAUAAUGGCCAACGAGGGUAAAC
Blastomyces dermatitidis ER-3 is the source of this 3637-nucleotide messenger RNA. RefSeq names its product SNARE-dependent exocytosis protein. Gene Ontology annotation, cellular component: cytoplasm; plasma membrane. Gene Ontology annotation, biological process: establishment of cell polarity; regulation of protein secretion; regulation of exocytosis. The record is from RefSeq and is a predicted model, not a curated record. The transcript is spliced from 7 exons. The coding region runs from base 160 to 3159 and encodes 999 amino acids. Lineage: Eukaryota; Fungi; Ascomycota; Eurotiomycetes; Onygenales; Ajellomycetaceae. Gene Ontology annotation, molecular function: GTPase activator activity; syntaxin binding; myosin II binding.